Molecule: messenger RNA, 463 nt
Organism: Ricinus communis (castor bean)
Lineage: Eukaryota; Viridiplantae; Streptophyta; Magnoliopsida; Malpighiales; Euphorbiaceae
Product: 40S ribosomal protein S29
Exons: 3
Coding region: 99-269 (56 amino acids)
Biological process (GO): translation
Cellular component (GO): cytosolic small ribosomal subunit; ribosome
Molecular function (GO): zinc ion binding; structural constituent of ribosome
Source: RefSeq, a predicted model, not a curated record
ACAAAAUUUCUAUUUUCCUCCCACAAAAUCAGAGUUUAGGGUUUUUAGCUCCAGAGAGGCGGCGCGAAGCAAGUCAAUCUCUCAAUCUCAGGAAAACAAUGGGUCACUCAAAUGUCUGGAACUCGCAUCCUAAGAACUACGGUCCCGGUUCUCGUACUUGCCGCGUUUGUGGAAACCCUCACGGAUUGAUUAGGAAGUAUGGCCUCAUGUGCUGCAGGCAGUGCUUCCGCAGCAAUGCCAAGGAGAUUGGAUUUAUUAAGUAUCGCUGAAUGUUCGAUGGAUCUGCUAUGCAUUUCCAAGGCUUUGCCUCCAGUAUGACGCUGAGAAGAUUUUCAUUUUUUUCUGCUUCAAUCAGUAAUGUAAUGCUGGAUUAAGAAUUGCUGAUUGUAUUAUUAGUUCAAUGCUCGAGCAGUAUUAGAGUAAUUUUGUUAUAUGGAUUUAAGUAAAGAGUUGCUUUGAGUUA